This is a messenger RNA of Adineta ricciae, 1524 nucleotides long. The record is from the annotation of a GenBank genome assembly. NCBI's taxonomy places the organism in Eukaryota, Metazoa, Rotifera, Eurotatoria, Adinetida, Adinetidae.
AUGACAAAAGAUACAACUUAUCACGCAAGAAGCAAGCAACGACAUCAUCGUUCUCAUUCUCGAUCGAACCGACGUGGAGAACAAACACCGAGAAUUAUUCAUGUGUCCAUACGAUCAGGGGCCAAGAAAUCUUUCAUCGAUAAGAAUACACGCGUGCUUCACAAAGAUAUGCAAUCGACGGCAACUCAUACAGAAAAUCUGUCUAAAAUAAUCAAUGACACUGAACUAUCGAACAAAUCGGCAUAUUCUACCAAAUCAUUCGGUCUUCACGCAUGUCAACCGUCGACUUUUUUAAACUUAAAUCAGUACAGUUCGAAUAGAAUAUCACCCGAGAUCGAUGAUCACUCGAUGAUACCAGAACAGAGUUCAAACCCGGUAAAAUCGAAAAUAUUUCAUUUGAACUCAAGUCGUAUUGGUACUACGAAAGAUUAUCAUUGCAAUAUGACGCAAAAGAAAAAAACGAAAUACAAGAAUCUUCGCAUAGGUCUCCUGAUACUGCUUGGUUUAAUUCUGUUGUUGUCACUGAUAAUCAUUCCCUCAGUUCUUCUCACACGAACAAAACCAAAGACAACGUUUAAGGAGGCGGUGUUGCGUUGGAAUCCCAGUGGUACAACUGUUGCAGGAAUAACAGGUACAACAGGUAUAACCAAUAGAACUUUAAACAUGCCAUAUGCGCUGGCAAUUGAUUAUCUUAAUACCUUGUAUAUUACUGAGUAUGUCUGCCACCGAGUUCAACGUUGGUUUCGUGAUGCAUCUUCAGGAACUACUGUCGCUGGAAACGCGAAUUGUAUUGCAGGAUCGAAUCUGAUCGAGUUACGCAAUCCUGCCACCAUUCUUCUAGAUUCUGAUAAUAAUAUGUACAUAGCUGACUCCGGUAAUGCCCGAGUGUUGUUUUGGCCAAACGGUUCUUCGUCAGGAAUUGUAAUUGCUGGCACUGGAUUUUUGAGUAAUGGAAGUAAUCAACCAUGUACAGCAUUCGGUAUUUCACGAGAUACCGAAUCCGACACAUUAUAUGUAGCAGAUUACGGUAACAGUUGUAUCAUGCGUUACCUGGCGAAUGCUACUUCAGCAACCGUCGUUGCUGGUGGAAAUGGCGCUGGAUUGGGCUCUUCGCAAUUAUAUACUCCUACGAGUGUUAAUUUCGAAGCGUCAUCGAACAGUCUUGUAAUUACUAAUUAUCCCGCUAAUAAUAUUGUGCGAUGGAAGAUUGGUGACAACGGUUGGACGUUGAUUGCUGGUAGUACAAGUGGCCUAUAUGGUUCCACAUCAUCACUACUCUACUCUCCUUUGAGCACGGCAAUAGAUCCUAUGGGAAAUGUCUAUGUUGCUGAUACACUAAAUCAUCGCAUUCAGUUCUUCUUGUUGAAUGAAACUAGUGGUACAACAAUCGCCGGUGUUGCUACCAUACCGGGUGUCGACGCUACGCAUCUAAGCAGUCCAUAUGGUUUAGCGUUGGAUAAUCAACUUAAUUUAUACGUAACCGACACCUUAAACCAUCGGGUUCAAAAAUUUCUUCGAUAUUGA